GCCACCAACGCACCUGCAAACAUAAUGAAUGUCUCAAAUAUUUUGAACGAUCCGAAAGUAGUGAAAUAGCAUCUACAAUUCUUACAACUCCUCACAGCUAUAAUAUUUCAAAUAUCUUAAAUGAUUCAAGUAAUGAAUUAGUUGAGAAAUCAAUAACUCCCACAUCUCCUUCUCCUUAUUAUAAACAACCACGAUUUAUAACUAAUAAUGAAUACAUGGAUAUGGUUUGGUCUCCAUGGCAUUUUGAUAAAAUUAUUGGACCAUCUGUAAAGGUUUAUUUUAAAGCGGAAAUAAAGAAAUAUAAACCACAAAGAUCCAUAUCAAAAGAAGCUUUGGAAACUUUGAAGUAUUUCAACGUAACAUCAUUAUCGGAGCUUGGAAAAGCUCUUUCAAAUAUCACCAUUAACUAUGAAAAUCCCAAUAGAGAUACUGUAUAUUUGUAUCAUUUGUUUGAGAAAUUACAAGGGUCUUCACUUAAUAAUUGUAUUCUUCAACGUGGUGAAGUCAAAAGCAAAGCACAAAAGUUACUUGGAAUUAAAUCAUCAAAAAAGCCAAAAUAUGAUAGAAUCUUGUCAUUUAAUAGAAAAAUCGAGUUUAUUUAUGUGGAAACAGCAACCAUAUCAAUAUUGUCAAAAAGAGACAAAGACUUGUCAAAAUUGCAUGAAGCAAUAGCUAUAAUGUUCAAGCGUAUAGUAUCCUCAUUACUAGAGAAAAUUGUACACGAAAUAUCAGAUUUGCCCAUCCUCUGCAUUCAAUUCUGUGCUGAUGUAUACUUUGCUAAUUGGCCGGUUAAUAUGCGCUCAGUUGUUUUUUCAAUUUUUGAAUUCGAUAUUCCAGAACAAGUUACAUCUUUACCAAGUCUAACAAAGUUGGCUGUAAGAAUGUUGACAUUGCGGUCAUUAAUUCAAGACCUCCAUAAAUGGUAUCAAUCAUUAUUAAAAAAAAUCACAGAUUAUUAUUUAGAUAAUGAUAAUAUUUGA
Molecule: messenger RNA, 980 nt
Organism: Dentiscutata erythropus
Lineage: Eukaryota; Fungi; Glomeromycota; Glomeromycetes; Diversisporales; Gigasporaceae
Source: the annotation of a GenBank genome assembly